ACAUCGACCUUGAGCGUGUCGGGUAUUUAAGCACCACCGGCGCCUGCUCUUUCUCUGACUUCCAGGCAGAAGACAUGAAGGCCUUAAUUUUCCUUGCUUUGCUUGGAGCAGCAUUUGCUGCUGCUGAGAAUGACGAUAAGGUCGUGGGAGGCUCCGAGUGCUCCCGUCACUCUGUGCCCUAUCAGGUGUCUCUGAAUGCCGGUUACCACUUCUGCGGAGGAUCCCUCAUCUCCAGCCAGUGGGUGGUCUCUGCCGCCCACUGCUACAAGUCCCGCAUCCAGGUGCGUCUGGGUGAGCACAAUAUCGCCGCCAACGAAGGCACCGAGCAGUGGAUCGACUCUGCCAAGCUGAUCAAGCAUCCUCAGUACAACAGCUACAACCUGGACAACGACAUCAUGCUCAUCAAGCUGAGCCGACCCGCCGCCCUCAACAACUACGUUCAGACCAUCCCGCUACCCUCACGCUGCCCCGUGGCUGAUGAGAACUGCCUGGUGUCCGGAUGGGGCAAUAUGGCUGCAAACGGCAACAACUUCCCCGACAGGCUGCAGUGUCUGAGACAGCCCAUCAUUGAUGACAGGAUCUGCAAGAACGCCUACCCCCACCUAUUCACCCAGAACAUGCUCUGCUCUGGUUUCAUGCAAGGAGGCGCCAGCAGCUGCCAGGGAGACUCAGGCGGUCCUCUGGUGUGUAGCGGUCAGCUUCAAGGUGUGGUCUCCUGGGGUUACGAUUGUGCCAUGAAGGGACACCCUAGCGUCUAUGCUCGUGUGUGCCGCUACAACAGCUGGAUCAGCAGCGUCAUGAGGAGCAACUAAAGCAUUAGACGCUAUGGACUGUACUGCAACACUAAACACAUAACAUGUUUAUUCAAUAAAAGCUAUAUUCAAA
Molecule: messenger RNA, 885 nt
Organism: Entelurus aequoreus (snake pipefish)
Lineage: Eukaryota; Metazoa; Chordata; Actinopteri; Syngnathiformes; Syngnathidae
Product: trypsin-like
Exons: 5
Coding region: 75-812 (245 amino acids)
Biological process (GO): proteolysis
Molecular function (GO): serine-type endopeptidase activity
Source: RefSeq, a predicted model, not a curated record